AUGAACACCGAAUCAGAGCUGGACACCGAAUCAGGUGGGUCUGCGUUGUCUUUAGAGCUGGACACCGAAUCAGGUGGGUCAUCACCAUUUCCUCCGCUAGACACCGAAUCAGGUGGGUCUUCUCCAUUUCCUCCUUUGAACACCGAAUCAGGUGGGUCUUCUCCAUUUUCUCCUGUAGAGAAUCAGAUGGGUCUUCUCCAUUUCCUCCUCAGUGUGGAUCCUGAUACAUACCUGCACUACAAUGGAACCAGAACGACUCCUGACCUGCCCAUGGCUUCAAGCGACAUCAGCGAGCAUGCACACCUCAAAAUAAUUGACGAUCCUGGUUCUGGUCACAAACCAGUCAUUGAACUUAUUUACAGCAGUGUGGAUCCUGAUACAUACCUGCACUACAAUGGAACCAGAACGACUCCUGACCUGCCCAUGGCUUCAAGCGACAUCAGCGAGCAUGCACACCUCAAAAUAAUUGACGAUCCUGGUUCUGGUCACAAACCAGUCAUUGGUAGUAUUACCAUCGGCAAGAAUGAACUUCACACAAGUCCCCUCAACUUCAACCAACAUCCUGACAAACUUUGCACUGAUAUCAUGAAUAUUAUGAUCAGAUGUGCCAAGAAAACUAUUUCCCGUGGCAAGACUUAUCACUAUCGAGUGUUUUGGUCUGAAUACCUUGAGGAACUGAAAUGUGAACUGAAAAGAAAUCGCACGGAGGAACUGAAAAGAAAGUGGGACGCCCUUCGCAACACUGCUGAUCAGACUGGAAGAACGGAAGACGUACAAGCUUGGAGACGGCAGUCAGCUGUUCUAAGGCAAGCCAUCUUAAAAGCUAAACAACAGUUUCAGAAUAUAAGUCUUGGAAAAUGUCUAGUUCUAUUUGGACUGAGAAUUUCAAGAUCGCAAAUCUCUGAUCGUACCAUCUUCUAG
Messenger RNA from Rodentolepis nana, 921 nucleotides. NCBI's taxonomy places the organism in Eukaryota, Metazoa, Platyhelminthes, Cestoda, Cyclophyllidea, Hymenolepididae. The record is from the annotation of a GenBank genome assembly.